Messenger RNA from Penicillium waksmanii, 1917 nucleotides. RefSeq lists its product as uncharacterized. The coding region runs from base 1 to 1917 and encodes 638 amino acids. Lineage: Eukaryota; Fungi; Ascomycota; Eurotiomycetes; Eurotiales; Aspergillaceae. The record is from RefSeq and is a predicted model, not a curated record. The transcript has 5 exons.
AUGGAUGGCAUGGACGAAGUUACAUGGCACGACGAUCCGGAAGAGCACGACAAUGACGAUGAUGAGGCUGAGAACCUUCAUUAUAUUGUAGAAGAUGUUAACGAGAGGGAGGUUGAUCCUGAAGAGAUCAAGACCGAGGUUUCCUUCCUACAAGCUGCUGCAACAGGCUCGGUGUUUCUGCAAACCAUCGAAGCCCUCUACGACACAGACGAUCCGGCCACGAAGAAUCGACAGGCGGUAAUUAAAUGGGUGAACCAAGACGAAGAUUCGUUUUGGAAGUCGUGGGUGUCCUCUGAUUUUAUACAUUAUGUGCUGCUGCUGACAAAUUUUGACCGCUUUAGACAGGCCGCUUACUACGUACCGAAGACCAAGUAUUCGUUAACUGCGCAGAUCAACAAUGCCCAAAUGAUGAUGUACGUCGCUGGGGGCAGCUCCAAGUUGAACCCUGUCAUUCGAUGGGACGCGACCGAGAAGCUGGCCGUUGUGCGGGGUUUGUCGAAGACGUAUAUAAACAAGGCUAAAACUGGAACUACACUUCUCCUGCGUUCUGAUGUUGCCGGGACCACUCGAGAGGCUACCGAUCGCCCAGCCAAGCACUUCGAGCCCAUUUUCGUCUUCCAGAAGAUUCAUGAUCCUGAUUUGGACUUACGGGAUUACGCACGACUAAUCACCAAGGCUUGGAACGCUACGAUGCACAUCUCACAGAAGAAUGAUCCUACGCGUGAUCUGUUCCUCCACAAUCCACCAAAGCAGGUUAUCAACGACGAGCUUAAAAUGGAAAAAUCCAGUAAGGUAUUGUCGAAAAUCCCUGACACUACCGUAAGAAGCAAAAUACAACAAAUAAUUGAUCGAUUCUUGGCAAUGUGCUCAACAACGUAUCCUCUACUUCCUGGAGAAACCAUCACUGAACAUCACCUCGCAAUGCUUACUGCACCAUACCGCUACGCCGUCGCAGGAGCUAUUGCGUACGCGCGCACGACAAAUUAUGCGGACACAAAAUUUAUCGCCCAUCAAGUGCGGUUUGACGUAUCUACUGGCCAUCCCGCACUUGUGUAUCGGCAGACCAGGCAGACGGUGCGAUUUAACAAGCUUUACAUGAACGAAGCCGAUUUCUUCAAGACAUACAUAGGCCCUGUUGCGCAGACGCUAGCAUUCGGCCUGCCUCCGCCCUGGGGUGUCGUCAGUGCUGCAGGAUUUCAGAUCCUCGAUGAGAUCUUUGGUGCUUUCGGAAGCGGUCCUAAUCUUGCCUUGGUUAUUAAAAAUCUUCUCGAGCAAACCGUCCAAGCCAUGAAGAAUCUCUUAUUAGAUGACGCCGUUCGCCUGGCCACGAAUUCCAUCAACGCAUUCAUUGAGUGGGUAUCCAUUGCUACAACUGGGCUUGACAACCUGACCUCAGACAACGAAAUCUGGGUUAACCAAACACUCGACACUCUCGGUGACGUGAAUAAUCCUAGUUUCACCGGUAACAUACUAAAUGAUCUCAUCACCCUCACGAGCCCCGAGCUAUGCACUAUUCAGAGAGAUGAGGUCAUUAGCCUAGCUUUCAUGGCGGCAAGCUCACUUUUCUUCUCUUACCGUCUUCGUUGUCAGCUUUAUUCAUUGUUGGCAUCAUUCGCGCAAAGCAAAAAUAAGACCGAUGAAUAUGACCUCAACGCCGGCGAGUUUUACAUACUCACGACCGAAUUUGAGGUAACUCUUCAAACCUGGGUCGGCACACUGAAGAAAAAACUCGACGACCUAGUCAAAGCUCGCAAAGAUUGUGUGACAGCCGUGCAUUAUUACGACAACAGGAGCACCCAAUGCCACAGUCAAGGUGGGCCCGCUGGCGGAACUAGCUGCGACACAUCAGGUAACGACGGCUAUGACUGCGAAGAUACUUUCAUUGGCACAAUCGCAGCUAUGAUGUUAGCCACAUAA